This is a messenger RNA of Oncorhynchus gorbuscha (pink salmon), 4498 nucleotides long. It is a transcript of the gene opn3, whose product is annotated as opsin 3. NCBI's taxonomy places the organism in Eukaryota, Metazoa, Chordata, Actinopteri, Salmoniformes, Salmonidae. Gene Ontology annotation, cellular component: membrane; photoreceptor outer segment. Gene Ontology annotation, biological process: visual perception; G protein-coupled receptor signaling pathway. Gene Ontology annotation, molecular function: G protein-coupled receptor activity. The coding region runs from base 365 to 1552 and encodes 395 amino acids. The transcript has 4 exons. The record is from RefSeq and is a predicted model, not a curated record.
UCUGUGGUGAUCUGCGAAUCCCGCAUUUAUUUUUUCUUCAGUUAAUUCUACUGAAGGGGAGGGAAUUCAAAUUAUUUUAAAAUACAAGGGGAGGGUCGUGUGAAAAUGUAGAUAUGUCCCGAACACAACUUUACCCGUCUGGAGGGUACAGUGGAUGCCAACUAAUUAUAGUGACGGAUGGAGACUGCUGGGGAUGUAACUCCUCGAGAAAUACUCUACAUUUGAGCCUUCCAUCAUCAGGAAAAUUGCCCUGUUUUCUCAAAAGAGCUUUCGCACGUUUAACUGGUUUAAAGCAGCUUUAAUAAUCUAACUGCAGCGCAGAAGAUCCUCCCUCCUAGCAACACUAGACAGGUCAUCGCGCACAAUGUUUGGGAGCGAAGUUAUUCAAGCAAUAAAUCCUGCGAAUUUAGCUAGCACUGAAAAAAAUACAGAAGAAUAUAUAUUUGCGGUUGGUACUUACAAACUCCUUGCUUUUGCCAUCGGAACAAUCGGAGUCUUCGGAUUUUGCAACAAUAUUAUUGUCAUCGUGCUGUACUACAGAUUCAAGAGACUCCGGACGCCCACAAAUUUGUUAAUAGUAAACAUUAGUAUAAGUGACGUGUUGGUGUCUGUCAUUGGAAUUAACUUUACGUUUGUUUCGUGCAUCAAAGGCGGAUGGGUCUGGAACUCGGCAACAUGCAUUUGGGACGGAUUCAGCAACAGUUUAUUUGGCAUCGUGUCUAUCAUGAGUCUCUCUGCCCUGGCCUAUGAGCGCUACAUCCGGGUGGUCCAUGCUAAGGUGGUGGACUUCCCCUGGGCCUGGAGGUGCAUCACUUACAUCUGGCUCUACUCCCUGGUCUGGACAGGGGCUCCUCUCCUGGGGUGGAACCGCUACACUCUGGAGAUCCACCAGUUAGGCUGCUCUCUGGACUGGACUUCCAAGGACCCUAACGAUUCCUCCUUCGUCCUCUUCUUUCUCCUGGCCUGCUUCUUCGUACCAGUGGGCAUUAUGAUCUACUGCUACGGGAACAUUCUUUACACAGUGCAAAUGCUCCGCUCCAUCCAGGACCUUCAGACAGUGCAGAUUAUUAAGAUCCUGCGCUACGAGAAAAAGGUGGCCGUCAUGUUCCUCUUGAUGAUUUCCUGUUUCCUGGUGUGCUGGACGCCCUACGCCGUGGUGUCCAUGAUGGAAGCCUUUGGCAGGAAGAGCAUGGUCACCCCUGCCGCCGCCAUCAUCCCCUCCUUCUUCGCCAAGUCCAGCACGGCCUAUAACCCUCUCAUCUACAUCUCCAUGAGCAGAAAGUUCCGGCGCUGCUUGCUGCAGCUGUUGUGCUCCCGGCUCUCAUGGAUUCAGCACAGCGUCAAGGACCGCCCCCUGGCCCGGAGCAUCGAGCGGCCCAUCCGCCCAAUCUUCAUGUCCCACCGAGGAGAUGGGGAACGACCAAAGAAGAGGGUGACCUUCAGCUCCUCCUCCAUCAUCUUCAUCAUCGCCAACAACGACAUUCACCACCUGGACACCACCUCCAAGAGUGGCCGUAUGUUGUCAGAGGUCAUCCAGGUGCGGCCGCUGUGACAGAGCAUUAUGGGUACUGCAGUACGUCAUGCUACACCCAGGCCACCAUGGGAACUGACUAAUCACCUCCAUCUAACACCUGUUCCUCUGUAUACCUCAGAACUUCCUCUCAUGAUGCAGUAAACCCGGAGGUGUUUCCUCUCAAAAGCCAAAACACCUUUUUGACCCAAGACUACUGGAAGUGUUUAAUGUCCUGUUCUCAGACUGUCUCGCCAGGAAACACUUUUUCUACCAACAGUUGUGGUAAACAAAUGAUGUAGCUGUGAAUUUGUGACGUAUCUCUCUCAACUUGUACCCUGUUAUUUUCAACAGCGCCUAUGUAAUCGUGUCAGCCAGCCUUCGACAUAGUCUCAUCCUGAGUUUAGUGUUUUUAAACAGGACCUCCUGUGUGAUGCCGGAGGCUAGCAGUGUUAAUGGAUCAGUGAUUGGCUGAGGAAGUGAUGUUGAUAAUUAUUAUUUCCCUGGUUGGCAGCAGUGCAGUGCAGUGCAGCAGUGCUGAAUGACUGAUGGGAAAAGCAUUGCAAAAUUGCAGCAGCACAUUCUGCACAAUACUCUCUCCGCCUUUAUUGUAUCUGGAUGUGAGAAAGAGAUCCUAUUUUAAGAAAGCCACAGAUGAGAUGUAUUUAAAAAAAAUAUUUAAAAAAAUCUUCCUAAUUUAAUUGUCACCACACUCGCUAGCGUGAUAAGUGCAAUCACUGUGAAAUGACAUUUCGUGGAAUUAUUUACGUAGAAUAAUAUGAAUGUAAUUAAAGAGGGAGGAGAUUGUGGUCAAGAUCAGACUGGUUCCACAGGCGGCAGCGAUAAGAAACUCCUGCGGCUCCAGGUUGCAGAAGGAGCUCCCUUCAUAAGCCUCCCGCGUCGUCCCCUAUGAGUAGAGUUGAUGAGGAGAUGAUCUUAUUCAGCUCUAUAUAGGCACCAUGUCAUCAUAUACGUACAUCUGUGGUGACCUGAGACUGUCGUAAGAGCAAGCCAAUCAUCAGCCUAGCUAGUAGCUACCACUUUGAGCUUGACAUUUACAGUAGAAAUAUAGGUCUGGUUUAUCCCACAGAAAACAUUUUUCAUAAAAAUGUGUGCGCCUUAGAUGUUUGUCCUCUUUCGCUCAAAACAUGUUAUGCUGUGUGAAGGACUCCAUGAUUAAGAAGUGAGCAAGUGUGAAAGAGCUCAAAUUCAUUAAAUUAAUCAACAGGUUUUGCAAGCCAUAACUCCGCCACAAGCAACUGCAAAUUCAUUAAUUCAAUAACACUCACAUCAAGGCAAAUUGUAUUAACAAUGUUUAUAACUUUAAUGAUAAAUAAUUAUUUGUCAACACGGGUCAUGCAGCCAUGACUACUACAGUUGUAUUGUUGAGCAGUAACAUUGUGAUCAUGGCACAGCAUUAAGACGAGUGGCAGGGUAGCCUAGUGGUUAGAGUGUUGGUCUAGUAACCGGAAGGUUGCAAGUUCAAACCCCUGAGCUGACAAGGUACAAAUCUGUUAUUCUGCCCCUGAACAGGCAGUUCCUAGGCCAUCAUUGAAAAUAAGAUUUUUUUUCUUAACUGACUUGCCUAGUUAAAUAAAAAAGACCAGAGUAUCUUAUUUUAGCUCAUAUCCUUGCAGGUGCAACCUCAAUCAAAAAUAUAAAUACUGUGGUUUUAAGGUACUGGCCUCGAACAUUAUUUACUGUAUUUAUGUUUGAUUCAACACACCCACAAAAAUGCCACUUAAGUUAUUUUCUGGCAUGUUGACCUCACAUGGAACUGGGACAAUAUUAUGCCACAAAUUAUCUGGAAUGUUUAAUUACUGCAACAUGACUGACACGAGUUGGAUGUUGGUUAAUAAUGAUUAAUAAACACUUGAGUAAAUGAGGGACACAAAGUAUUUUUAAAGUAGGUGCUUCCACACAGGUGUGGUUACUGAGUUAAUUAAGAAAUUAACAGCCUAUUAUGCUUAGGGUUAUGUAUAAAAAUGCCUAGUUGCCCAUUAUUUUGGUUACCAUGGCUAGAAGAAUAAUUCUCAUUAACAUUGAAAGAGGGGUAUCAUUUUGGCAGUUACCUGUACAUUAACACAAAAUGUGCCCCACAGGCCUUUAAUUACAGUCAAUAAAAUGUACAUUAUGAAAAAAUUACAUUGGUAAUUGGGUCACAGAACACUGUAUUUUUACCAUCUUGUUUGUAGCUCCGUUUUCACCCCUUUAUCUGGGACGAAGAGGUAUUAGCCCACAAAACCUCAGAAGGGACUCUUGAGGGCCUGCAGCCUGGUCCACAGCUGCUCGAUGGAGAUGUUUGGCAUAUUAGGGUGGUAUCUGACUAGAAGGUAGGAGCCUCCCACAACAGAUGCUGCCACACAUAACAGGCCUUGGUUGAUCACCUGAGGGGAACAAAAUAAUUCAGUUUCUUAAAAAUUGGAAAUCAAAUGAUCCUCCAUCGUUAAGACUAUUUAAAUAUUGAAAAUGUGGGCUACAGGAAAACUAAAUAGCACAAUUUGAGAUUUAAAAGCACUAGAAAUGAGCACAAGGUGAAAGGAAAUCAAAAGUGAAAGGAAAUGUUAUGAGAAUAAAACAAGAAAAGUGUUUAAGUAACAACAACAAAAAAUCAGAUGACUGAAACUUCAGUCUCAGAUCGAUUGUCUAUAGCCAAGUUAAUCUCCCCUUUCAUGUAAGAAAGUAAUGACAAUCAUGAUUUUUUGGAAAGAGCAUAAUUUUGUACAUAUAUUAAACUGUGAGAUUGACCAAUUCCAGUCCAUUUGCGUAGAAGGACUGAUAAACUCAGUUUUGAUGACUUUUUAAGAAGACAUUCUAUUCCAAAAUGUAUGAAAAUCUAAUUAUGCUGACACCAUCUAAAAUAUAAUUUCCACCUCCAAAAAUGGGCCAAAUAACAUAUUGGACCAUGUACAGUUGAAGUCGGAAGUUUACAUACACCUUACACCAUACACAUACACCAAAUACAUUUAAACUCAGUUUUUCACAAUU